This is a messenger RNA of Lolium perenne, 2542 nucleotides long. RefSeq names its product protein FAR1-RELATED SEQUENCE 5. Lineage: Eukaryota; Viridiplantae; Streptophyta; Magnoliopsida; Poales; Poaceae. The record is from RefSeq and is a predicted model, not a curated record. Gene Ontology annotation, molecular function: zinc ion binding.
AUGUUAAGAUGGACCGAACAAAGGGAAACCUCAAAGUGUCUGAGUUGGUUUUGGAAUCACACACUACACCUGCCAGAAACUUUACACCUAAUGGUGUCACAGAGGAAAAUUUCGGAGUUACAAGCUUUUGAAAUUGGAAUGGCAGAUGAUGCAGGUAUUAGGCCAAAAGCGUCACAUGAGUUGGCAAGUCGCCAAGUUGGUGGACGACCCAAUCUUAGCUAUACCCUCCGUGAUCACAAGAAUUAUUUGCGGACUAAGUGCCAACGAGAAAUGGCAUAUGGCCAAGCUGGUAGCAUGCUUAAGUAUUUUCAAGACAAGAUUGCUGAAAACCCAUCAUUCCAGUAUGCAUUGCAAAUGGAUUGUGAAGAACAAAUAGCAAAUAUAUUUUGGGUUGAUGCUAAAAUGAACAUGGACUAUGCACAUUUUGGUGAUGUUGUUAGUUUUGACACUACUUUUGGAACAAACAAGGAGAGCAGGCUCUUUGGUGUUUUUGUCGGUUUCAAUCACUUUAGAGAAACUGUGGUUUUUGGUGCUGCUCUCAUGUAUGAUGAAACCUUUGCAUCCUUCAAGUGGUUGUUCGAGGCCUUUCUAAAUGCUCAUAAAGGAAAGGCGCCAAAAACAUUCUAUACGGAUCAAGAUGCUGCAAUGGGAAAGGCAGUUGGAGAAGUGUUUGCGGAAGUGUGGCAUGGAUUAUGCACCUUUCACAUUAUGCAAAAUGCUGCCAAACAUCUACACGUAGAGAAGGAUGAAGAGAAGAAAAAGGACAAGAAAAAGGAGAAGAAGAAAGAGAAAGAGAAAAAUAAAGACAACAAAACAGAGGAGAAUGAAGAAACGGGUAUUUUAUCAGAUUUUAGCGCAUGCAUGUUUGAGUAUGAAGACAUGGAGGAAUUUGAACAAAAGUUUGACCUCAUGAGGAAAAAGGUGAGCAAGCAGACUUGGUUGGAUAGUAUAUAUAAGCUAAAAGAAAAAUGGGCUGAAUGUUAUAUGAAGGAUGUCUUCAGAUUAGGAAUGAGAAGUACACAAUUGAGUGAGAGUUUUAACAAUGACUUGAAAAUCCAUUUCAAAUCUGAUUUUGAUAUCAUUCGGUUCUUUAAGCAUUUUGAAAGGAUGGUACAAGGAAAAAGGAAUACCGAGUUGAAUUCAGAAUUUGAAUCAAGGAAAAAGUUGCCUAAACUAUGUAUGAGGAGACCACCACCUAUGUUGGUGCAGGCUAGCAAGUUGUAUACACCUGGUAUAUUUGAUGCUUUUCAAGGUGAAUAUGAAAGAUCAUUGUUAGCUUGCACCAAGACAUUGGAUGGCUGUAAUGAAUAUCUAGUUGGAGAUUUUACCUUUGAGGAGGAGUAUAAAGUUAUUGGUGAUCCUUUGAAACAAAUAGUUGUGUGCAGCUGUCAGCAAUUUGAUAAAAUUGGUAUAUUGUGUGGUCAUGCUCUUAAAGUUCUUGAUUUAAUGAAUAUCAAGUCACUACCACCACAUUAUGUGUUAAAGCGAUGGACACGGGAAGCUCGAAAUGGAACUGUACAAGACAAAGAGGGGAGAAACAUAAUCGAAAAUCCAAAUAUGGAUGCCAUGCUUAGCUACAGAUAUAUGUCCCGUAAAUUUCAUAAUUUGGCAGACCGAGCAUCCAACUUUCCAGAGUGCGUCGUGUUGGUAGAUAGCACACUAGACAUCCUUGGUAAGCAAAUUGAAGAAAAAAUCAAUGCAUGUACAAGCACACCACGGUUUCCAGGUACAAGUGUAACUGAUGCUAGCCCACCAAAUGAAUUGUUGAGUAAUGCACGCCUAAAGAAAAAGGAGGUCGAAACAAAAACUUCAAAACGAAGAAGAAGUUGGCUUGAUAAGAAGCACAAGAUUAGAAAAAAGAGAGAAAACCAAACUACAUCACAUUUCGGGGAAGAGAUACAAGAGGUUCUGGAAGAGGCACGUGGUGAUAGUGCACAAGUUGCAAAUGAUAAUGUUUGUACAGGCAAAGAGAAUGAAUCUAAAGUUUGCGAUGGCAAUCUUAGCUUCACUCAACUCUUAACGUUCUUACAGAGGAUGAGCACGGAGACGACACGCCAGCUUCUGCUCCUCCGCUUGGAGGACGCGGCCGCCGUGCGCCAGCUGAGGUUGAUUAGGCAACUAGGCUGGCACACGCUCCUGCUCCUCCUCUUGGACGACGCGGCCGGCGUGCAUCAGGUCGGGGCGACGAGAGGAUGAGCGUGACGACAUGUCAGCUCCUGCUCCUCCGCUUGGAGAAUGCGGCCGGCGUGCUCCAGCUAGGGUUGAGCUCGGCGACCAACCCAGCACACGCUCCUGCUCCUCCUCUUGGAGGAUGCGGCCGGCGUGCGGCAAGGCGGCGACAACGACAUCGAGGUCGACCGCGGCGACCAGUGUUAGCUGAAUAUAUUCAGUUAGUCUGUUAGUUUGUUUAUAUCUCUAACGACAGCUAGCUAGGAUAACUCUUCAGCCUAAUCUUGCUCUGAUUGUUACGCAAGAUAUGUGCUGCCCUGUAUGCUAUAUAUAGCCACCGAUCCAUAUUAAUGAAAGUGGUUGUUGCAUUGCC